UAAACAGAAAAACAGUUAAUUCUCAAAGAGAACAUUUUAAUAUUAUCUAAUAAGUAACUCAAAAGUCUGUUUCUGAAAUUAUGGCAGAAAUAAGUGAAAUAUUAAAUGAAAAGAAAUUAUUUUUUGGUGAAGAAAAAGAGAAACGUGUUAUUCAAAAUGAUACUGCUAAGAGGUCGAAUCUCGAAUGUCUAGAAAGUAAACAAAAUUGUGUAGCUCAAGUCGCACAUUUAUUUACUGGAUUAAAAUUAUCUAAGUAUGAAUUAGAGAAAUCCAAGGAAGCAGACAUCGAAAUGUCUCCAGUGACCACAAGUUCGACUGAAUCGGGAUCAAAAAAUGAUCAGAUUUUCUCGGCAGGAAAAAUAAUUUCUGUUAUUCCGCAUUUGUCGACAGUUUUGGUACAUCCAGCACCAAUACACAAUUCAUGGUUGAACGUUGGUACCAAUUUAUUUAUUCAAAAAUCAAAGUCCGGUGACGACACAAAAAAUAUCCUUUUUUUCGGAAAACUAGAAGAGGUUUUUGGAAAUGUGGAGAAUCCUUUAUACGCUGUGCGCUUAUCACCGGAAAAUUAUUUUCCAAAAGUGGAAGAUGAAGUUUUUUAUUUAUGGAGUGAUCCCAGCACUUCUAUGUUUCACAUCGAAUUUGGAAAUAACGGUAAAUCCGAAGUAAUCUACCACCGUUAAUUAUAGCUUUAAUUAAUAAUAAAUGAUAUACCAAUUUUAUAUCGACCCUAUCUGAGUUAUAUAUUCCUUUAAAAGAAAUUUUGUUUUAAAUUAGAAAUAAAAUAAACCAAUCAAUUCUAAAA
Belonocnema kinseyi is the source of this 802-nucleotide messenger RNA. RefSeq lists its product as uncharacterized. NCBI's taxonomy places the organism in Eukaryota, Metazoa, Arthropoda, Insecta, Hymenoptera, Cynipidae. The transcript is spliced from 3 exons. The coding region runs from base 81 to 680 and encodes 199 amino acids. The record is from RefSeq and is a predicted model, not a curated record.